Molecule: messenger RNA, 2384 nt
Organism: Sarcophilus harrisii (Tasmanian devil)
Lineage: Eukaryota; Metazoa; Chordata; Mammalia; Dasyuromorphia; Dasyuridae
Product: olfactory receptor 5D14-like
Biological process (GO): G protein-coupled receptor signaling pathway; sensory perception of smell
Cellular component (GO): membrane
Molecular function (GO): olfactory receptor activity; G protein-coupled receptor activity; odorant binding
Source: RefSeq, a predicted model, not a curated record
UUAUUAGAUUAUUUUGUCUAGAUUAUUUUGUAAAAAAAAAUUAAAAAAGACUUCUUUGAUUUUUUUAUUUCAAUGAAUAUCAAAUCUGAAAAUCACUAAUACAUUUUCAUAAAAUGAUUAACAUAUUUUCUCAGGUUCUUCUUGUGAAAGAUAAAGAAAAAUGGUCUAACCAAGAAUACAAUUAGUUGGAUGUAAUACUGAUUUUAUGAUAAAACACAAAGUUAUUAAAAACUCAGAAGGUCUUCAAAUAAAAGUUCUGUGACACUCCUGGAAGUGAAAGUAAAGAAACGGAUAGAAGUACAUAAAAGACCAAUAGAAGUGAUGAGAUACAAAGAAAAACUCCAAUCAAAUAUACCUUUUAUAUUGAUUCUUCUUAGACAAUUGAGUUGAUACAGUAAAUUGAUUUCUGUGCUUUAAUGAUAUUUUAUACAACAAAGAACAUAAGACAGCAUUAUCAACCAGUCAAUUAAAAACAUUUUGCCAGAAAGCUAUGUGUUAGAUGCUGUAUAUUUCUAGAUAGGGACACAAAUAUAAAAGUGAGACAAUAGUAAUAGAAAGUAACAUAUUAGUUGAUUAGAUCACAGAAUUUGAAUUGAAAAAGUUCUCCAAAAUCUUUGAUUUGGUUAAGAUAGAUUAUAACCAGAGAUGUCUGUAAAGUCACAGAAAAUAAAUCAAAAAAAUAUUUUAACUAUUAAAAAAAGAUGUAUUGGUAAAUAUGGCAGACAAAAGAUCCAUGGAGAAUAUGUAGGGUAAAAAUGAAUAAAAUUAAUCACAAUGAAAAGACAGAAAAGGGAUAUAAUUGUCAGCAAUGAUGUGAGUGGCUAUAAUGGUGAGAUCAUGGAUGCAUCAAAAAUGUUAAUAUGAUAUAUCAAAAGCUUUAUAAAUAUCAUUAAUGUUAGAUGAAAUAUAACUGAUAUUUUGCAUAACAGUUUUAUACCUGCAGAUUCAACUAACCAAGAUAUUCCUGUAGUUGUUUAGAAAAUAAAGUAUUCCUAUAUGAAAGCCUAACUCCCAAGUCUAUAUUUUUUUUCUCCACAGGAACAGAAAGAAGGUCCAGAAAAAAAUUUGUCUUUAUUCUACAUGCUAUUAUAGUCUACAGGAUUGAGUCCAUUACCCCCUUUUCAUGAGCCAUGGUGAUCAUUGACAGCAAUCAGACUGUUAUUGCUACAUUUAUGUUAUUAGGAUUUACAGAUUAUCCAGAACUCAAAGUAUUCCUUUUUCUGGUGUUUCUGGUCAUGUAUAUCAUUACAGCUAUAGGAAAUCUGGGCAUGAUCUUAAUUAUCAAAAUUAACCCCAAAUUUCAUACACCCAUGUACUAUUUUCUUAACCAUUUAUCCUUUGUGGAUUUCUGUUACUCUUCUAUUGUCACACCCAAGCUUUUGGAGAAUUUAGUUAUGAAAGACAAAAGCAUAUUUUAUUCCAGUUGCAUGCUACAGUAUUUCUUAUCUUGUACAGCUGUGGUUACAGAGUCAUUCCUACUUGCUGUGAUGGCCUAUGACCGCUUUGUGGCCAUUUGUAAUCCACUUCUCUACACAGUUGUCAUGUCUCAGAGGCUUUGUGCCCUGCUGGUGACUGGAUCCUAUCUCUUUGGUCCCUUUGUACUCCUAUGCUUUGCCCUACAAUUAACCUUUUCUGGCUACAACAUCAUAAACCACUUUUUCUGUGAGUAUACUGCUCUCAUUUCUGUUUCCUCUUCAGAUAUCCAUAUCCCACACCUACUGCUUUUUGGUUUUGCUACUUUUAAUGAAGUGAGUACCCUCAUCAUCAUCCUUGCCUCUUAUACUUUUAUUUUUGUCACUGUAAUAAAGAUGAAUUCAGCCAGUGGGAGACGAAAAGCCUUCUCUACUUGUGCCUCCCACCUUACAGCCAUCACCAUUUUCCAUGGUACCAUUCUUUCCUUGUAUUGUGUGCCCAAUUCCAAAAACUCAAGGCACACAGUCAAAGUGGCUUCUGUCUUUUAUACAGUAGUAAACCCCAUGUUGAACCCCCUCAUUUACAGCUUGAGGAACAAAGAUGUGAAAGAGGCCUUUAGGAAACUGAUAAACAGAAAUACUUUUUCUCAUUGAUCAUGUUUAUCUCUGUGUUAUAUCAUUAGAUCUUGGUAGUUGAAAUAUUAUCCAUUUUUACAAUGUCAUUUUAUAAACUAAAGCUCAGAGGAUGAGAAAAAAAUUGCCCAAGGUCAGACAGUUGAAUUAACACAGUGAAAAACUGAAAGCAUUAAACCCCUGGUGUUUUUUUUCCUUCUACUUUAACUUUUCAAAAUUUACUUUUUAAGAUUUUGAGCUCCAUACUUUCCCUCCCUUCUUUUGCCAACAUGGCAAACAAUUUGACAGAGGUUAUACAUAUACAAUCAUGAUAAAAAUAUUUUCACAUUAAUCAUGUUG